Molecule: messenger RNA, 6092 nt
Organism: Bombyx mori (domestic silkworm)
Lineage: Eukaryota; Metazoa; Arthropoda; Insecta; Lepidoptera; Bombycidae
Product: prostaglandin E2 receptor EP2 subtype
Exons: 7
Coding region: 1663-2922 (419 amino acids)
Biological process (GO): adenylate cyclase-activating G protein-coupled receptor signaling pathway; inflammatory response; positive regulation of cytosolic calcium ion concentration
Cellular component (GO): plasma membrane
Molecular function (GO): G protein-coupled receptor activity
Source: RefSeq, a predicted model, not a curated record
GCCCUACCCUGGACCGGCCCGAGCCCGGCUUACGCAGAGCAUAUUACAUCCAUCCCGCCGUCCCCCAGACGCCGGACCCGCGGUCGCCAGCGACACGACCGCCGGUUCCCUCGGGCGUCGGGCCAGAAGCCCGUAUUGAUGGCGUCGCGCUACACCUUCCCCGGAUUCUUUUAAGCUUACCUUUUUCCUGAUGAUGCUUAAAAUGUACAUCAGACCGUCUGGUUCUGAAAUAGGGGACUACGACCAAAGCACAACAACUGUAAUAUCUUAUCGUUGGACCACAUAGUUAUAUUGGAACAGCAAUUUGAUAAUUAGAAACCGUCCCGCGGUGCUCCAGAUAAAACACCCAAAUUAGUGUUGUUGAUAGGGCGUUUGUGUUGUGCUCUGCACUUGUUAUCUGUAUGCGACAUUUCAUUACAACUUCACAGACAACGACCUUUGCUCCUCAAGAUAGAGUUACGCAGCGGUGACAUUGCGAAAGGCUGAGCGAAAUGUAGUCGUAUGUAUUCUGCGUUAGAAAACUUCUCCUAAGCACAUGCACUCCGAAAAACUUUAAGAGUUGAGUGACAAAUGCGCAUACCGAAUAAUAUAAAAUAAGAGAUUUUUUUAAGAGGCUACUGAAAACAUUUAUCCUUCUGUUUACCGUGCAUAGAUUGAUAGCAUCGUCCUAAGUAUUUCGAUCGCGGGGGAUUAUAAUUGCUCAAAACAUCUUAAGGCAAUUUCAAUCACACCAUAAAAAGGCACGCAAUUUUUCAUGAAAUUGAGUGUAUGCCAAAUUACAAAUGUACGCUGAUAUUCCUAAAGUCAGCAGAAAUCACAAAGUAUAUGGCACCCUAAUCCGAGACAUGAACUCCAUUUUAAUAAUGGCUCUCGUUUUUUUUUCUUCCGGUGCUGAUAGCCUUGAGAGGCUAUUUCAGCUUCUCCUUGACUUGUAGGUGAGCUCAGGGGGUUGUUGCUAGCACUGGCCCUAGUAAGAGCAGUGCUUCGCAGAAUCUAUCACCAGAUCGGAAACGCGACCCACUGAGAAGAUCCGGCGAGAAACUCAGUGAGUUGUCUCUACGGCUUAAUUUACUCGUCGAGCCCUUCGUCGCAAGCGACGGGUACGGCGAUGAUGGUGAUCGGUGCUUGAGGUAUCUAAAAGUACCGAGGAUCCGAAAUGAAGUGCUUAGGGCACGGCUCUCGUGCUCGUCCAACAGCUUUCGACAACAAUAGACCAGGAGGUGGAUCAUACUAAUGAACGAAUGUUGGUUGGAUGGACAUAUUGGUAUGAAAAAGUUAGAUCUUAUUCCAUAAUUUCAAUGACCAAAUCAAUUUUCAUCAUACAAAAUUGAUUUAGAAGAGAUGCACGAUCUUUCAGCAGAAUUCAUGUAAGACAAUGACAAUCAAACUUUUCUAUGAAAAUUUAAGAUCACAGUCGCUUCCGUGGACUAUGAAAAUAAUAGUAAAGUUUUCCCCGUGAGCUCCGCCAGUUCUCGGUCGGUAGCCGCCGCACGCGAACGCUAGGCGCGGAGUUCAGUGCCGGGAUUCAUAAUAAAUAAAACAAGUGAUUCAGAUUAUUUUUUUACUUUAUAAUUUUGUGAUCUUUUAAUUUUGAUCACGAGUGACGAUGUGACUGGCGGUCACACUAUACGAUCGACUAACGAGACAGCACGCGCCGCCGCCAUGGAGAACAUCAUAGCUCUGGACUUCACCGAGUCUGCACCACUAAACUUCUCCCAGUUUGACUUCAGGGCAUUGAAUCAAACCAACAUCACAUCAAGCUCAAGUUACAUCAGCAGACGGCAGUUAUUUGGGAUCGUCGUGAAGAUCGUGUAUGCUAUAGGAAUAAUUGGGAACACUAUAGCUAUCAUCGCUUUGAGGAGAGGAGAGAGGAGGGUCCGCAACAGAAAGCAUUUGCUGCUGCUAACCUCGCUGGCGGCUAACGACGUCGUCGCCUUGGUCGGCAUGAUGUGCACGAUGGUGGUAACGGAGCAGGUGCCGGGAGUGAGCUCGAAGCAGUGGCUGUGCGUGACCAGGGUGGUGCUGCGGGUCUUCGGCAUCGGCAGCGUGUGCAUCGCCGUCACGAUGGCGCUCGAGCGAUACCUCGCGCUGACGAGACCCUUCUUAUAUCAAAAGCAAGUAACGUACUACGUGAUCCGGAUGGCGCUGCUGCUGUCCUGGCUCUGGGCGGCGCUGCUGACGUGCGCGCCCGUGUUCGGUCUGGGGCUGUACUACGACCCCCGGCGCGGGAAGUGCCUGCGCUACAGGGAAGCGCAGUCCGCGACUGACUUCGCCUAUGCUAUCAUCUACGUUAUCUUUGGAACCCUCCUCUGCGUAAUCCUGGUGUACUGCAAUCUCGCAGUGAUCAGAGCAUUGUACGCGAUCACGGCGCCGCGUGCCGGGGGGCAGCCGGUCGUCAGACGGGUGUCCAAGAGCAGCUGCAGACAGCGACAGCGAAGCCUCAACUCCGGAAACAACCUGCAGUCUAUGAACCACAACGCAGCCACGGCUGAGGAGGUGGCUUUCAGUAGACUCAUGGCGACGCUUUCGGUGCUGUUCAUGAUAUGCUGGCUACCGCAAUUGGUGACUUCGGCUCUGUACUUGUCGCUGGGCCCGCCCGCGUGGCCGCGGCUGGGUCUGCUAGGCGAUCUGUCCGAUGUCCUGAUGCUGCUCAACUACGUGCUCAAUCCCAUAUUGUACGUGCUCAUGAGGCAACGUCGAAGAGUAUCUCCCUCCACUCUGUGUCACAGCAUCGCGCAUUGUUUUAAGAGGAGUCACAAGAGAUCAACAGAGUCAGUGUCGAUGAAAACAUCGUGUUGCCCACAAGAGACGGUGAUGGUGAGCGACAGUUCUGGCGCGGAGAUGCGACCUCUGCGCGGGCACGCUGACAACACCGCGCCCCUGCUCACACCCACACCUCACAUCAUCAAACUAGAAGACUAGACGACCAGACCACCCAAAGAACAAAUCAUCUGACCUAAGCAACGAUUACCUGUACAUCUAGAAACUCUUAUCAUAUCGACGCUUGAAAGGCAAACGUGACUAAGCGACAAUAACUGCUUUAUUUAUUUAUUCCAUUCAAUACAAAGUCAGGCUUACAGUUUGCACCAAAACGCCUGACUCGUUAACACAAAAAACAUGAUUAAAAUUAUUAAGUACUAACAUAAUAUUAUAUAUUACUAGCUGACCCGGCAAACGUUGUGUUGCCUUAAAUAAGAUUUCUAGGGAAAUUGUACUGUAGAAAAAAAAAAACAUAAUACCUCAUUAUAAACAAAAAAAAUAUAUCCAAAAAAUAAAAAAAAUAAAAAAAUGUUUGGGGUGGACAACCCUUUUCACUUAGGGGUAUGAAAAAUAGAUAGUAGCCGAUUCUCAGACCUACUGAACAUACUAUUGAUACACAAAUAAAACCAAAAAAACAUAGCUGAAAAAUGUAUAGUAUUGUAUAGCUCUCAAAUAUAUUACGUGUAUAAUCUAUGAUGUAUAGUGAGUAAGUAAGACAGGAGACCGGCUUCGUCUUCAUCCUGGCGACACCUGGCGGGGAUAGCUGAUCGAUUGAUAGUUGAUCAGUAGUCGACCGGCGAGGGCGGGAGAUCAAAUUGAAUUUAAAAAACAUAAAUUAAAGGAACUUGAAAUUAUAAACUCUGAAUAAGAAUUUAUCGUACUACAAUUAUAAUAUUUGAUUGCCAUCUUGCAACCUUAUUGCGGAUCAGUGCAUAGAAUAAAAAAAAUAUUAAUCGGGAUGGAAAAAUAGGGGUUGAUCGUAUAAGAGUGAAAAUUGAGAUUAAUAUGAUUUUUUUUAUUUUAAGUCAUGACAAAACAAAAUAAAAAAUUUGCCAAAAAAAAUUAAGUUUAUAAUUAACAAAUAAAAAAUAGGGGUUGAUCGUAGAGGGGUGAAAAUUUCAGAGUAAUAUGAUUUUUUUUAUUCUACGUCAUGACAAAAUAAAAACAACAUUCUCGCAAAAAAAUUUAAAGUUUUUAAUUAGCAAAUAAAAAAUAAGGGUUGAUCGUAGAGGGGUGAAAAUUUAGGGUUGUAUGUAUUUUUGUAUGUUGUAUCAUAAAAAAAUAGAAAUUAAAUAUUUUGUCUAAAAAUUAAAAAAAAAAUUUAGGGGUGGACUACCCCUAACAUUUAGGGGGAUGAAAAAUAGAUGUUGGCCGAUUCUCAUAGAUACCGGAUAAGCACAAAAAAUUUCAUCAAAAUCGGUCAAGCCGUUUCGGAGGAGUAUGGCAACGAAAACUGUGACACGAGAAUUUUAUAUAUUAGUAAAUUAUAACAGAAUAUAAAUUAUAAAAAAUUAUUAUAUUAUAUAUACAAAGCGUUACCAAAGCCACAAAGAUCCGGCUCGUACAAACUCUUGUUUUUCCCAUAUUCCUAUACGCUGUGGAGACGUGGACUUUGCGGCAGGUCGAGAGAAAGAAGAAUGAUGCUCUGGAGAUGUGGUGCUGGAGACGAAUGCUUGGUAUUUCAUGGACCGAACUUCGCACCAAUAUCUCCAUUCUUCGAGAACUCGGCAUUAAGCAGCGUCUUUUGGCGCUCGUGCAUGGACGCAUACUAUCAUUUUUUGGACAUGUCUCCCGGCGAGGAAAUGACUCCAUAGAGCGCCUUGUCGUUCAGGGCAAAGUAGAAGGCACCAGACCGCGUGGAAGGGUGCCCAUGCGAUGGACCGACCAGAUCAAGUCGGCAGUUGGCGGCUGUUUGCAUGAGUGUACCGGGCUCACCACAAACCGGGAGGAGUAGCGAUUGCUCGUGAGGCGCAUAACAUCUGCCCACAACAAUGAUGCUGGAUGACGACCACGACCGCUCUGACAAGAGUGAUACGACAUACGAAUACGAAUUAUAAUAUUAUGCUAAAAAUAACAAAAUAUACCCCAACUAUCGGCAAAUACGUCAGCAUCCUGGAUUUCAGACAGAAAUUCGUUUAACAACGCAAUUGCCCUGGCCGUUGGAAAAUUCCUAGCUCUAUAUCUCUUUAUACAUAAAUGAUAUUCGAUGCGCAAAAAAAAUAUAUUUCUAGGUCUAUUAAAAUCAUUUCAAUCCUACAGCUAGGCUCGUUAAAAUAGAUUUUUUUUCAGGUAUUUCAACUUUAAAUUAGUCUACUGUAAAGUUCACGCAUUGUCGCUUAGUAACGUUUGCCUUUCAAGCGUCGAUAUAUAUAUUAGGAAUUUAAUACAAUUAGGUGAUGUAUAAGACUUAAUUUCGUAAACUUAAUUUGGUAUUACAUAGAUACUAAGUCAAAAACGGAUACAUACUCCCACCCCAAUUUACUAGGGGAAUAUUUUUUGAACACUUCAAAAAUUAACUUGCGACCAUAUUCUGCAAUAUGUUGUAAAGUAAUCUCCCCGCCGAGUUGUGGUGUACGGCGCCAUUACAUCCGUCACUCGGAUUUCAUUUUAAAAUUAUCUUUUUCCCAUCAGACAUGUCUUAGUAAGUACUCCAUCGCUUCAUGAAUCUUUGAGUCAUUAAUGAAUUUAAUGCUAGCGAUGAAAUUGAUAGCGUUAAGUUUCAAGAUUGAGUGUUCAAAAAAUUGUUUCAUGUUUUCACAAAGAACUGGAUUUUUAUUGGUAUUUAUAACAUUUGUAAAUAGACCAACCUCACAAUAUUUUAUAUGUAAAUAAAUGCAAAAAGUUCCCGCCUAAUUCAUUAAAUUUACAGUUUAAGCAUAGUCCACUUUUAAUCAACAGAACUACCAAAGACAAAUAAACAAUGUAGGAAAUUAUAUCUCUACAACGUUAUCUUUAUAUAUUCACUCGGUAUUCUACCAGAAGAGUGCGUAUAUAAUUGAACUCUAAUGUAAUUUUAUUCUGAAAUUGCAUGUAACGUAUUUAUAUUGAAUACAAAAUUAAAUGUAAAUAAAUUAUAAGCUAAGAAAAUAAUGAUAAUUAAAAAUGUUAUAUAGAUUAUGAAACCCAAUGUUCGUAGGUAUUAAUUAGUAGUAAGUAUUAAUUUGAUUAUCAUAAUUACAUACAUAUGUAUGUAUAUAUAUGUUAUAACUAUCAGUUUGAGCUACUGUUAAAAUCAUCAACUUAUAGCUAUCUGAAAGUUAUGUGUUUUAUGAAUAACUGUAAUCUAUUUAUAAAUAAGAAACAAAAAUAAACCUUUCUCAAAUGUAUCAAAA